Arthroderma uncinatum is the source of this 1041-nucleotide messenger RNA. RefSeq lists its product as uncharacterized. The record is from RefSeq and is a predicted model, not a curated record. The coding region runs from base 1 to 1041 and encodes 346 amino acids. Gene Ontology annotation, cellular component: Golgi membrane. The transcript is spliced from 2 exons. NCBI's taxonomy places the organism in Eukaryota, Fungi, Ascomycota, Eurotiomycetes, Onygenales, Arthrodermataceae. Gene Ontology annotation, molecular function: GTPase activator activity. Gene Ontology annotation, biological process: regulation of ARF protein signal transduction; regulation of endocytosis.
AUGGACGCGUUCAAAUUGGCUGAAAUACAACGCAUGGAUAACGGAGGCAAUGAGCCGUGGAAACAGUUUUUCGACACCCAUUCGAUAACGGUUGCUGAGGGCCGGACGUUCGAGGACUCAACCGUUAAAGAACGAUACAGCGGCGAAGUAGGCGAGGAGUGGAAGGAGAGGUUAUCAGCGAAAGUGGAAGGGAGGGAAUAUGUUCCUGUGCCGAAGACGGAUAAGAAGAGUAUCACCAGCCGGCCAGCCGGUAUAUCACGGUCGAAUACUACGACCCCUAAGGGGUUCGGGAGCGAUUCCCUACAUGGAGCGGCUGGUAGAGAGCCGCUUUCCAGGUCAAGAUCGACUGCAGGCGGUGAUCAUUUGAGUAGGAAGGAACAGAACGAGUCUUACUUUGCGAAGAUGGGUGGAGUGAAUGCCGCGAGGUCGGAUAGUUUACCUCCAUCCGAGGGAGGCAAGUUUACCGGGUUUGGUGGAGGGAUGCCGGUAGAACCCUCGCCGGCUGCAUCAAGGCAAGGUGGUGCAGGCAUACCUGGACUAGACGAUUUUCAGGCUGACCCCGUUGCGGCACUGACAAAGGGGUUUGGAUGGUUUACUACCACUGUCGGCAAGGGGGCUAAGACUGUGAACGACACUUAUAUCCAACCCGCUGCGAAAACACUUGCCGAAUCAGACCUCGCAGCUCAGGCGCGCGUCGCUGCUACAGAAGUGACUAGGAACCUUCAGACUGGCACCCGCACCGCGGCAGACUCAUUUAACCGCUUUGUAGAAGGGAGUGACGGCCCAGGCGGCAGCCAUCGACCCUCCGCUUCGGGCUCAUCUAGAGGAUUUGAACCGGAAAGGAAAGAUUUCUGGGAUACCUUUGCGGCUGUCGGGGAGGAGAGACAGAGACAGGCGAGUGCCGGUGCUGGGUCGGGCGCCAUUGGUACUGGAACAAUGAAGAAAAAUGAUACUAUGUCGAAUUCUGUUGUGGCUGCGAAGCCUACACCGUCAGCAGCGGCAGCGGCAAAGAAGGAUGAUGGGUGGGAUGAUAAUUGGUAG